Molecule: messenger RNA, 3111 nt
Organism: Prorocentrum cordatum
Lineage: Eukaryota; Dinophyceae; Prorocentrales; Prorocentraceae
Source: the annotation of a GenBank genome assembly
AUGGCCUCCAGGGGCGGUCGAGGUUGCGACAAGCGUGGCAGGGCCUCGGCGAAGGCUCAACCGCCGACCGGCGUGCCUGACACAGCAGAGAACCCAGAUGAUGAUAGAGAGAAUGGCAGUGACAAGAGUGAGCAGCCCGACCAAGUCGAGACCAAGCGCGCCAAGAGAGCGCCGAAGAGAGCUCCUCGGGUUUGUUCUGCAGGAACGCGCGGUGGAGGAUCGUCGGCCGCCGUUCGCACGUGCGGCAGGGUCCCAUGUGGCGAAGUCUCCACCCCCGAGAAGCCGUGCCCCGACUUCGCCGUCUCGGCCUGCGCGAGGUGCUACUACCCAUGGGCUUGGGCGUGGUCAGAGAGGCACCCCGACUGGGUGAAGUUCUGCAGAGCGAUGAAGGACGACAGCUCGAUAGAUGCUUCAUUCGAGGCGACCGCGGCGUCAGCAGAGGAUGCGCGCAACAAGAACUUCGACGAGGAGACCGUUGAUGUUGUCUCGCGAUGCGGUUUCAAGAUGGAGACGCACUUCAGGAUGCACAAGGACGCCGAUCUUCGUGAAGCCGCUGGGGUGCCAGCCGACCUCGACAUGAAGGACUUGUCCCUGGCCGCCAGCACCAUGAAGAUGCCCAGUGGCGCCAGCUGCUGCGGGACCAUCACAGCGAACCCCGACAAGCCUCACGUGGACAUUAGCAGGGGGCAGGCGAAGAAGGUCUUCAAGUCUGAGGUCUCCAACUUGAAAGCUGCGAUGCCCACCGUGGUCCGCGGCAGGAACCUGGCCCCGACACUCGACUCCAUCAGGUUCGAAGCUGCGCUGAAGACGAACGCUGGUGCUGCCGCGGGGAAGAGUACACCGCCUCCCGAAGGUGUUUGCGUUGCCAGCAGCAGGGGCGGCAGCGUGCGCUCCCCAGCUGGCGGGGGCGACAUGCAGAGGAUCAGGCAGUUGGAGGCGCAGGUCAACCUCGAGCACUUGCUGGACGGCCUCAAGCUCGGCGAUAGGGAGUACGCUCUUCGUCGCUUCAAGCCGACUAUUAUCGACGCGCAGAAUCGGAAGCAGGAGUUGUUGGAUCUCAUCGAGAAGGCUACCGAGCUCAGUGUCUCGAACCUCCACAACAUCAAGGACCCGCAGGUGAGCUCGAGGCACCUCCGCGCGCUGGUCAAGGGCGGCAUCGAUUUCAAGGACUGCCCGAAGCGGUGCUUGGCAUGGCUGAGGGCUGGCCUCCAGCGCGACGACGACGCGGAGACCCUCUGGGAAAAUAUCAACCUCUACAUCGACUCAUCGGAGAACCUGGCGUUCGACCCGUUCGCCCCAAGACUAGCGUGCGUGGAGGCGCCCGUUGCCGACAUCUUGAGCCAGGCGAGGGACGACUUCCUCAACUACCUUAUCCUGCCGAUGGUCAAGAAGGGCGAACGUGCGAUGACACAGAUCAAGGAGCUGCGGAAGAUCUUGGUCAAUGCGAGGAUCUGUGCUUCUGGAGGCGUCCACCAUGGCAUGGUCGACUUCCACGAGGCAGCCCUGCUGUGCGCGACUAUACUGGACACACUCGGGGACCGCUCCUUGGAGACAGUGGCCAACAUCGGAGUUGACUUGACGAACUUUCGGAAGAUGCUUAGUGGCGAAUUUGACAGAGAGUGGGCGUCCUUCAGCUGCGAAAUGGACGAUGAGGAGUUUUGGUUGACGAACAAGAACCAGUGGAGGCGCGCAGCACAGGCGGACAUGAAGGAAGCACCUCUCAUGAAGGAGCGGUUGGCCGCGAUCGGGCAACACCAGACUUCCUCGAUGAUCGAGGCCACCAUCUCUGACCUCCACCGCUGGUUCGUGGCAUGCAGGAGUGGCGCCACAAUCCCCAUCGUGAAGGCCGUCAUCGACGCAGCGACGGCCAUCGCAGACAAAUGCUCGAAGGCCACUGGUACUGAGCGCGAGUCGUUGGCCAGAGAGCUUCUGGGGACUAAAGCGCAGCUUACUCGCCUCGAGCAGCUCUUCACCGACAAUGCUUCCCCGAAGAAGGUGCGCGAUCUCUUCGAGGAUGACCUGGCGGCGGUGGCUGAUACCAUCCGAGAGAUGGCAGAGACGGCAUCCCAGACAGCGGCAUGCAACUCCUUCCUGAAGGUGCUGCAGGACUUCGAUGGCAAUCCAGACAAGGGCAAAGCUGCAGGUGAUAUCAGAUUGACGCUUAUCUCGAACAAGAGGGUGCAGUUCUCUACCGCGGAGCACUGCGACAUCAUCUUCAAAGCGAUCGGCUCGAUCGCCAACCACUACUUCCUCAAGUACAAGCUCGACUCGGAUGAUGCCAUGAAGACGGCUAACAUGACCAAUGUUGGCGCAAACGUGGAGUUCGCGCGAGAGCUCUGCGAGCUAGCGGGCCCCGCGGAGGAGGAUCGGCGCUUCCAUUCCUUGGAGGGACGUCUGGCCUUCUUGCAUUAUGUCUACGAGGCGCUGGAUGCGCAUGGGGUCUUGACGCGCAUGGGCGGUGCGGAUCAGCAGGUCACGAACGACGACGGCCCUAACUUCUACAACCACCUGGUCAAGGCCAUGUUAACCGUCAACGCCAGGGUGAACGCGAGCAGCACCAACAUGGACGUGAACGAGAAUGGCGUCAUCCCGCAGAUGGACCUCGAAGCGAACAUGCACUACGCGAUUCAGAAGAUGGGAGAGGCAAUCAACCAAUGCAGGGGUGCGGACGUGGAGCAGGCCCACAUCGAGUUGCAGAACAAGUGCGCCAACUUGGCCAAGCUCGCCUUCUUCGGCGACGAGGAGACGUGCGCGGGAAGGGCGAGGUCAACCAUCUUCGCCGCGAAGGGCCUGGUCGCGAAGGCGCUGAAGGCCAUCGGAGACAUCGAGAAGGCCAAGAAGAACCUGACGGACACAGCCGUGUCGCACAAGAAGGACCUGUUGCCGCUCCACCAGGCCGCGAUCGACAAUGCCACGAAGGCGAUGCUCUUGGCGCACAAGGCGCGGCUCGAGGCAGGUGCGAUCCAGAUCCUCUUCGACGAGAAGCAGACGACGGCGGACAAAACAGCGGCGGCCACGUCGCUAGUGGACUUGCUCCCCGAGGCGGGGGCUUCAAUCCAGGACUUCCACGCGGCUGUGCAGAAGAGCUUCAACGAGCUGCCCCAGGCCUGA